AGAGCCCGUCUCCUUCUUCCUCUUUCCGGUUCCUAGGGUUUUCAGCUGUGUCAGUGAGCCCUAAAUUAGCUUGCGGCAGCCUCUCCGUCAGCGAGGAUUCAGCAGGAUGGGCGGUAAGUGCCCCCAUAGGAAGGUGAAGAAGAGAAGGCUCUCUCACAAAACAGCCCGCCUCUCCAAGUUCCUCAAAAAAGGCGACGAUGCGGUUUAUGAGGAGCUGAACAAGCCGGAGGAUCUGCGGCAGCCUCUUCCUGUUGAUGAGGACCUCCCAGGGAUGGGCCAAUACUAUUGCUUACACUGCGAUCGAUAUUUUGCAAAUGUCACCGUUCGGGAUGAGCAUUUCAAGACGAAGCGCCACAGGAAACGUGCAAAGCAAAUGAUGGGCCCUGCCCCGCACACACAACUCGAUGCGGACUUGGCUGCUGGAAUGGGCAUGCCCGAUAAUGGCCCGAAACUUAUGUCAAUGUGAUCCCCAAGUUUUACCUGCUCUAAUCUGUGCUGAUUGAAGUUUUGCCUUUCAGCUGCUUACAUUUUAGUUAUGUUGGAUUUUAUCCCGAGUAAUUCUAAGCAUUAGUUAUAGAUUACUGUUGUAGAUGCGUGUGUUCCAGUCAUUCAUCUCGAUAUUGCAUGUCUCUUCCAGACAAUGUCCAUAGCACCUGUAUCUCCGUUGAUGAUGAGCAUCAUACAGUGUAUCAAGUAUUUCCAAGUCUCUUCA
Messenger RNA from Punica granatum (pomegranate), 712 nucleotides. NCBI's taxonomy places the organism in Eukaryota, Viridiplantae, Streptophyta, Magnoliopsida, Myrtales, Lythraceae. The record is from RefSeq and is a predicted model, not a curated record.